UGAAUAAUAAGCACACGCUUACAGCUUCUCUUCUCUAAAAUUCCAGAUUAGAGAGACAGAAUUACUCAAAAUCAAGACGCAGGAGGCUCUCCAGAUCUUCGCAAAGUGAAAUAAAAAUGGCUGCGGGAUUCAGCGGCGAUGAAACUGCUCCUUUCUUCGGCUUCCUAGGCGCCGCUGCUGCUCUCGUUUUUUCUUGCAUGGGAGCUGCUUAUGGAACUGCGAAGAGCGGGGUUGGUGUAGCGUCAAUGGGAGUGAUGAGACCUGAGCUUGUGAUGAAAUCGAUUGUGCCGGUGGUUAUGGCUGGAGUUUUAGGUAUUUACGGUUUGAUCAUCGCUGUGAUCAUCAGUACCGGAAUUAACCCUAAGGCUAAAUCGUAUUAUCUCUUCGAUGGAUAUGCUCACCUCUCUUCUGGUCUCUCUUGUGGCCUCGCUGGUCUCUCUGCCGGUAUGGCUAUUGGCAUCGUUGGAGACGCCGGUGUUAGAGCUAACGCACAACAGCCAAAGCUUUUUGUUGGAAUGAUCCUCAUUCUCAUCUUUGCUGAAGCUUUGGCGCUCUAUGGUCUCAUUGUUGGCAUUAUCCUUUCUUCAAGAGCUGGUCAAUCAAGAGCCGAGUAAAAGCUGUCUGUAUGCUUAAUGUUCGUGUGAUGCACUUAUUAUACGCUAAAACGGGAAGUGUUUGCCGUUUGAAGAAUCUUGUCUCCACCAUCCAUUGUGGUUUUCUGCCGAUUUGGUUUAAUGCUGCUAUUGAUGCAGUAAAACAUCUAAGGCGUUGUAUAAGAUUGGAGUCUCUCUUAUUUCUUUAUUGGAUGAUCUAAGUUAUGGGUCGAUUUUAGUUUUUGGUAGGAAAUGGCCCAUUUUUAUCCUUUUGGUCCAGUUGCGAAAUAAAAUUUGUGUACAAUAUUGUUUUUACAUAUUUUACGCAGUUCAUGGCUGCUAAUAAUAGCUUGCUGCACUAUGGCAAGGAAGUUAUUGAA
Mercurialis annua (annual mercury) is the source of this 973-nucleotide messenger RNA. Its product is annotated as V-type proton ATPase subunit c2. The transcript is spliced from 3 exons. Gene Ontology annotation, cellular component: proton-transporting V-type ATPase, V0 domain. Gene Ontology annotation, biological process: proton transmembrane transport. NCBI's taxonomy places the organism in Eukaryota, Viridiplantae, Streptophyta, Magnoliopsida, Malpighiales, Euphorbiaceae. The record is from RefSeq and is a predicted model, not a curated record. Gene Ontology annotation, molecular function: proton-transporting ATPase activity, rotational mechanism. Bases 117 to 614 code for a protein of 165 amino acids.